This is a messenger RNA of Colletotrichum godetiae, 3405 nucleotides long. Its product is annotated as Vps54-like protein-domain-containing protein. Gene Ontology annotation, biological process: Golgi to vacuole transport; retrograde transport, endosome to Golgi. Gene Ontology annotation, cellular component: GARP complex. The record is from RefSeq and is a predicted model, not a curated record. Bases 1 to 3405 code for a protein of 1134 amino acids. Lineage: Eukaryota; Fungi; Ascomycota; Sordariomycetes; Glomerellales; Glomerellaceae. Gene Ontology annotation, molecular function: syntaxin binding. The transcript is spliced from 4 exons.
AUGUAUUCCUCUCCAAGCGCCCGCAAGUCCAUGGACACGAUUUCGUCCAUGUCUCCUCCGGCCACGCGCACCGAGUUCCCGUUCCACAAACAGGGACAGGCUCACACUUACCAUACCGCGAGACGAGGCUCGACUGCGAGCUCCAUACACUCUAUAGGGGGGUCCCUUGAUACUUCAUCCAGCAGCUGGGCAAACGCGGUGCUGGAAUCUGGUCAAAACGCCAUAUCAACCUUGCUACAACCGCCCAUCGUUCGGACGGGCCUACAGCCUCAUACCUCUGCUCCUGCGUCCAGCGCACAUAAACCUCCUACCGCUCGCGAUAUUCCUCCCGUGACUUUGACGAACAUUCCGCAUAUCGAUCCCGCUGAGUUUAAGCCGUACCUGUCGCAAGUUGGCGCCCUAUACGAACAGCUUCGGCGAGUUAAGGAACAAGACGAUGACAGGCCCGGGUCUUCAGGCCGUCGGUCGAGCAAACACGACGAGUUUGGGGAUUCCAUUGAUGAGAGUCAUCUCAAGCCCGCAGGUCGGCAGCCCUCGAGGCGGAAAUCUUCCAUCGCAUCAAUAACGUCGAUAUCUUCUCUCGAAGGUCCAGGGCUUUUGCGACGAUCCAGUUCAGGCUAUAGCAAAAAGGGCGCGCAUGGUCCGCCUCCGUUGUCGACGAUACCGAACGUAUACUUUGACGAUGGCUUUCAUCUAGAGAACCCAAGGACGUUUGAUGUCGUCAGUGAACGGUCUGAGGUUGUUCCGCCUGCACCGGGGAGCGUGGACAACAAAAAUGAUGGCAAUGGCAACAUAGUAGCACCGCGAAAGGCCUUGGCCACCAACGCCAUUCUACAGGAGAAACUCUCCUGGUAUAUGGACACCAUUGAGGUUCAUUUGAUUAACUCUAUAUCGACAGCCUCAACGACAUUUUUUACGGCUCUCGGCUCAUUGCGCGAGCUCCAUUCAGAAGCCGCGGAGUCGGUCGAUCGUAUCAGGGCGCUUCGUAAGGAACUUGAAGCUUUGGACGAGGAGAUCGCCACCAAGGGUCUGAAUAUCGUUCAGAAGCGCCGGCGGAGAGAAAAUGUGCAGGCCCUCAAUGAUGCGGUUCUCCAACUGAAACAUAUUGUUGAGGGUGUUGCGUCGUGCGAGGCGCUGGUAGAUGCUGGUGAGGUUGACCAGGCUUUGAGUAAUAUUGACACACUUGAGCUUCUGAUAGCUGGUGAGCAUGACGAUUCGCCCGAGGCUGAACCUCCGAUACUCCCACUGGCACGGAUGAGGGAUCUGAGGGGAGCGACGGCUCUGCAAAGCGUCAAUGACGACCUACAACAACUACGGUCCCGGAUCGGAAAAGCCUAUGAAUCCAAGUUCCAGAGCUUGUUGCUAGCUGAUUUACGGAGGCAUGUUGAGUCGGUCCAAAGCCGGGAGGUUCUUCUUCGCUGGGGCAGCUCAUCGCUGCGGGCAAGGGGAGGCACGUCAAGAGAGUCUGCCGGCCCACCAGCUUAUCUUGCCUCUACACAAGAAUUGCGCAAAGCAAUCAUGCCCAAUCUUCAUGGUCUGCACAGGGCUCACCAUAUAUCCGCUGCAAUCGCAGCUUACCGGGAAAUUGUUCUACGUGAGAUCAAAAACCUCAUCAGGAGACCGCUACCUAGCUCCAACGAUGAUGAUAACGAGUCAAUGAUGUCCGCCUCCACGAUGAGCGGCGGAAAACACCUCUCGAAUCAGGAAAAGUCAUCGAUUUUGUCAAGGAACCUGAGGGCACUGGACCCUAAGGAUGCAGAAGACUUACUCAAGUCGAUCUACAUUGGCGUUACCGAAACCCUCCGGCGGUUGACUACCCAGGUCAAGGUGCUUCUCGACAUCGCAAGCUGUCUGACGGAAGAAGCAACAGCUGCCGGGUUGAAGUCGCCACCUAUUCGCUCUCCGCUCGCGAGUCCUACGCCUUUCGACCGGGAGUUUCCCCGAUUUGAUGAGUCUCCGAGCUUCGAGGUCCAAGAAGAGAUUCACAAGGCAAUGGACAUUGCCAACCUGGUUGGACAGGCCGUCGAUGUUGCGCAGGACAAGAUUGUCAGGGUGUUGAAAGUACGAUCGGAGCAGAGCACGCACCUUAGCCUGUCUUGGUUCCUUCGCUACUUUACCCUCAACCUGUUCUUCGCCAACGAAUGUGAAGCGCUUUCAGGACGCAGCGGCACGGCACUCAAAACCUUGGUCAAUGGCCAUAUCAAGGAAUUCGUGCAGCAACAUGGCGACGCAGAGAAGCAGAAGCUAGCUCAAGGCAUGGAGUCCGACCAAUGGAGCGCCAAAGACUUCGAUGAGAAGAACAAGGCUCUCCUUGAUCAGGUCCUCGAAAGUAGUACCAAAGACGCCGCAGCCUGGUCAGAAGGGACGAAGAUCUGGGAAGGAAAUCCUGACGACGCUGUAUCGAAUGGAAGUGCAGCACCGCCUCCGGAGACGAACGGAACGAGUGGUAAAGAAAAGGCGCGUGUUGCAGAGAUUGAAAGCGAAACGUUCUUGCUCCCCAAUUCCGCCAUACUUGGUCUUGAAGGCAUCUCGCACUUCAUGCAUCUCAUCGGCAGCAUUCCGUCCAUGGCAACCGACGUCGCCAGUUCCCUUAUUGGCUACCUGCAGCUUUUCAACUCCCGCUGUACCCAGCUCAUCCUCGGUGCAGGUGCCACUCGAUCUGCCGGUCUCAAAAACAUCACGACCAGGCACUUGGCAUUGGCCUCCCAGGCCCUGUCGUUCAUUGCGACCUUGAUACCCCACAUUCGGGAGUUUGUGCGGCGGCACGCCGGCUCUGGAGCCGGUGUUUCUAGUCUGAUGGGAGAAUUUGAUAAGGUUAGGCGCCUCUUCCAAGAGCAUCAGAACAGCAUCUACGACAAAUUGGUCGAGAUCAUGAGCGGUCGCGCGGCGCAGCAUUCGAAAUCCAUGAAAGCAAUUGACUGGGAUCACGAUGGAAGCCAGUCGGUUCAUACGUACAUGGAGACGUUGGCCAAGGAAACCACGACCCUGCACCGCGUAUUGACUAAGCACCUGCCCGAGACCUCGGUACAGCUCAUCAUGGGACCUGUAUUCUCAAGCUACAAGGAUCAGUUUGGUAGGGUCUUUGAAAUGGCGGAUUCGAAGACGGUCAUUGGCCGCGAUAGGAUGCUCCGAGACGUGGAUUUCUUCAUCACGAAGCUCGGCAAGCUAGACGGGUUUGGGGAUGCGGGCGAGUACUUGAGGAGCUUCAUCAACGCCAAGGAAAUCAAGAGCGCCGUAGCAUCACCGCCGCCGGAGAAGCAAGCGGCCGACGGGGGAUCGGAGACGACGGUCUCGGCUAGGAACUCGACUGCCGAGCCGGAGAGCCGGCAGAGUGCGGAGGACUCGGGUAAGACGGAGUCGCCGUCGCCAAGGGGUGGAGAGGAGGAGAGUAAGCAGGCGCCAUGA